AUGUCAGCCCAAUCGACAGAUGAGGAUCAUGAAGGGCAGUUCAACCUGGAUGGGAUCCUCAGUGAGUUGGGCAGCUUUGGGAAGUACCAACUCCUCCUCCUCAUGUUGCUCGCCUUCAGAGACUCCUUCUUGAGCAUGUGCAACUUUAACUACGUGUUUACGGCCACUGAAGUGCCGUUUAGAUGCAGCAUACCAGAGUGUGAGUCGUCGCUACGGAGUUUCAACUCUUCGUGGUCUUCCUACACUACUUCUAACAGCUCGUGCCGUCGCCCGCUACUCUUGUCAACCUCAAACAUCUCUUGUACUCCUGAUAUGUUUGAUACGAACAGAACAGUGUACUGUGAUGAUGUCGUAUAUGAAAACUAUAAUAGUAUUGUUGCUGAGUUCAACUUGGGCUGCCAACCUUGGAAGAGAACUCUCAUUGGAACAGUUCACAACCUCGGCCUCGUCUUCUCCUUUGUUGUAUCCGGAAUCAUAUCAGAUAGAUACGGACGAAAAGUAAUAAUCGUGGGAACACCUCUCAUGGUCGGGGCGGCAGGUCUCCUGAAGUCAGUCGUAUUUGACUACUGGUCGCUGCUGAUACUGGAGUUUUUGGAAACCGCCCUUGGUUACGGGAACGCAUCUAUGAUAUUGUCUUUAGAAUCAGUCAGUCGGAAGAACAGAGUGGCUUUCUCUUGCAUCUCGGAUAUAUUAUCAUGUAUUGGCGGAGCAUUUUUUGGUUUAAUUGCUUGGAAGAUACCUUACUGGAGGAAUAUGAUGAGGGCUAUCUAUGCACCACUUUUAAUUGUUGUAUUCUACAUAUUCCUCAUAGACGAAGGAGUAAGAUGGCUUUUAGCUCAUAACAGAAAAGAUGAAGCAGUUCGUGUGCUGAAUAAAGUCGCAAAAAUCAAUAAAAUUACGCUUUCUAACAAAGCAAAAGAUAUGCUUACGAAAAUAGGUGGAGAUAAGGUUAAAGCAGAAGAGAUCGGUCAGUCAUCGCCAGAGACACUUAGCGUAUUAUCUGUUCUACGAUCAAAGACUAUCCUCAUCCGAAUGGCCAUUAUGGCGGCCUGUUUCUUCUGCUCCAUGUUCGUGUUUACUGGAGCUGUUAUCAACUCAACGUCUAUUUCUGGCAAUAAAUAUAUCAACUAUUCAGUAAUGAUGCUAGUGGCAGUGCCUACCAGAAUAGUCACCGCAUUAACUCUGACAAGGUUUGGAAGAAAGGCCCCGAUAUGUAUCGCUUAUUGUCUGUGUGCUUUCUUUUUUAUGGCGUCGGCGUUUGUGCCUAAAUCAAUCUGGUGGGCGUCUGUCCUUUUGUACAUGGCGGGCAAAAUGUGCAGUAGCUAUGGCUUUUUCUCCAUAUACGUGGUGGCCAUGGAGGUGUUCCCCACAACCUCGCGCAACUCACUUACUAACAUCGCCAACACUAUCGGUCGUCUUGGGUCUGUGCUGGCUCCGCAGACUCCCUUAUUGAAGCAGUAUUACCAAGGAUUACCCAACAUAGUUUUUGGGUUCAUGGCUCUAGGCCCGGCUCUGAUAUCCCUAUCCCUGCCUGACACAAGCCGCACUGACCUUCCCGAACAAGUAACUGAUGCCGAGAAAAUUGAUGCUCCAAAGAAUAAUGAAAAUACUGUUUCUGCG
Molecule: messenger RNA, 1620 nt
Organism: Brenthis ino (lesser marbled fritillary)
Lineage: Eukaryota; Metazoa; Arthropoda; Insecta; Lepidoptera; Nymphalidae
Source: the annotation of a GenBank genome assembly